GCAAAAGAAUCACAUGCAGCUUGCUGUGCAUCAUGCUAGCGUCUACCGUGACAGCCAGCACGCAGUUUUCCUCUCACAUCAAUGUGAAUACGCCCGCGAGGAGUUACUCACAUGGAGUGGGGGAUCCAGUACAUUUGCUGGAGAGACGGGCCUUUCAGAGGCAGUCGCAAAGGGCGCAGGCCAGGAGUUUGCGAAGGAAUCCCUCACAGGGCUACCCGCGAGUGAAGCCGACAGUGCCCUUCACCGUGGAGGAAGCACCGCCCUCAAACUCCUUGAGUGCCUUACCAUGGCAGUACAAUAGCUAUACAGAUACAGUCAUCCCAGUAUUACCUCCUUCUCCGUACAAAGUGGACUCUCCGGACCCUGAGUCGCUGUGGCCAGAAGGUCUGUUUCUGCCGCCCGUGCCAGCACCUCGCUUCGGCGGCUCGUACGGCCGCAGAGUCGACAAUGGAGAGGUAACAUCAGAAUUGGAGAUUGAGGACCCAUACCUUCUAGAAGGUUCAGAGGCCAUUGCUGCUGUUGAGAGAGCGAACCUCCAUGGCAACCUAUACUUCCACGACAUCCCACAUAUCAAGUCUUUGCUUGAAAACCAGAAUCUGAGGAUCAAAAACCAACUGAAGCCUUACCGGCUAGCCAGCAUACGCCAUACUUGGCCCUACUACCGUCCUUAGCCCACACAAUAAAACAAACCAAUACAAAUUAAUAUGUAUAUUUUUAUAAGAUUGUAAAAAUACUCAUUUACAAAAGUCAUAAUUAAUUAUUUGCAUUUCAUUUAAUAAA
Messenger RNA from Amyelois transitella, 780 nucleotides. RefSeq lists its product as uncharacterized. The record is from RefSeq and is a predicted model, not a curated record. NCBI's taxonomy places the organism in Eukaryota, Metazoa, Arthropoda, Insecta, Lepidoptera, Pyralidae. Bases 33 to 671 code for a protein of 212 amino acids. The transcript has 4 exons.